AUGAGAGUCUCCGUCCUGCUCUCGACCUGCAGUCUGGCCGUCCUGGCCGCUGCCGCUCCUGUCGGCGACAAGAACGCCGCCCGGGCGGAGGCUGCCGACUACAUCUACCCGAUUCCACCUUCCGUCGCCCCUGAGAAGCGGGCCAAGGCCGCCGACUACAUCUACCCCAUCCCCGCUUCUGACACCCCCGAGAAGAGAGCCGAGGCUGCGGACUACAUUUACCCCAUCCCUCCCUCUGUUUCUCCUGAGAAGCGCGCCAAGGCGGCUGACUAUAUCUACCCGAUCCCCGCUUCUGACGCUCCCGAGAAGCGAGCUCAGGCCGCCGACUACAUCUACCCGAUCCCGGCUUCUGACACUCCUGAGGAGAAGUAG
This is a messenger RNA of Thyridium curvatum, 372 nucleotides long. RefSeq lists its product as uncharacterized. The record is from RefSeq and is a predicted model, not a curated record. Bases 1 to 372 code for a protein of 123 amino acids. The transcript is spliced from 2 exons. Lineage: Eukaryota; Fungi; Ascomycota; Sordariomycetes; Thyridiales; Thyridiaceae.